This is a messenger RNA of Saccostrea cuccullata (small rock oyster), 1809 nucleotides long. RefSeq lists its product as uncharacterized. Bases 452 to 1642 code for a protein of 396 amino acids. The transcript has 10 exons. The record is from RefSeq and is a predicted model, not a curated record. Lineage: Eukaryota; Metazoa; Mollusca; Bivalvia; Ostreida; Ostreidae.
GUGAUCUAAAAACAAUUUAUCAUCAUUACACUAAUUCAACUUCUAUUCAUUUUCUUUUAUUCCCAUUCUUACCUAGCAAUAAGAAAGUUUGAUGUCAAUGCUCCUACUUAGAGAUUAAGGUUAUUCACUUAUCAAACAUGUUAAUAAUAACAAUUUCUUGAUGUUUUCACAUAACCCCUGGUAAUGAGCGAUUUCAGACGGUCAUUUAGUUUAACUUGUGUAUUACAAACUGAUACGUAACUGUACCGAGCCCUGCUGAAUGGGGUGCUGCCUGGCGCCCUCUCUGCAAUCUACUCUGUUCCACGUGUACAUUUCCUUGUCGCAUGCCCUUAAGUUGUGCACAACUUCCGUAAUCUGCAUGUUACCCGGGACUGCCAUGUUACAUAAGGCGUGGUAUAUAAAUAUCAAAAGAAGUCAAACUACCCAGUUACUUUGAGAACUCACAAGCAAAAUGAUCCGGAUUGUAAUUGUUGGACUGUUGGCAACAGUUGCCAUGGGUCAAAUGUUUGGAGGGAUGGAUCUCUCCAGCAUGAUGUCAAACAUCAACCCCGAAAUGUUGAAAGAUUUGACACCCGAGAAAAUCCAGGACGCCCUUAAAAAUCUCCCCCCAAACAUGAAGGAGAUGAUGGGCAAUAUGGGAGUUGACGAAAGCCAGCUUGAGGAUAUGGUGAAGAACUUGCCAAAGGACAUGGAUCUGAGCGCUCUCGCUGACCAGGUCAAAGGUCAAGUUGGAUUUGACAUGGACCAGAUUAAAAAUGCCAUGAAAGGAAUGGGGAUUGAAGGUGACCUCAGCGAAGUCGUUGGCAAGAUGAAGAAAGAUCUCUUGGAACAGGUUCAGAAGGAUUUAGAUAUCGAGAUGGAAAAUGUUGACACCAGCGACAUCGUUGACAAGCUGAAGGAGAAGAUCAUGGGUGACCUUGAGAAGCAGGGACUGGACCUCAGUCACCCCGAGGAGCUGAAGAGACAGAUCCUAGAGGAGAUGAAGGUGUCCUACGGAGUGGAACCCGACAUGGACAACGAGGAAUUCAAGCAGAUGAUCGUCAAGAACAUCAUUAGUGACCUGAAAGAAGAAGGUUUCGAUGUCGACCCGGAAAAUCCAGAGGAGUCCCUAAUGAAACUGAGAGAAAUCGCCAACGAAAAAGCCAGAGAGUUCGGAUUUGACUUCUCCAACGGAUUCGACCUCACUUCCAUGGGAAACAACAUCAUGGAGAAAUUGAGGGCUUUUGGAGUUCCAGUUGAUGAGCCAAGCAAACUCCUCCCCUACAUCAUGGAGAAGGCCCAGGAAUACAUGCCAAUGAUCCAGGAGAUGAUGGUGGCCCAGUCCAUGCCCCCAGUUCAGCCCGUCCCCGUCCCCAUGGGACCCGCUCCCCAAUACGGAGCUCCCCUGACCUUGAACCUUGAGAUCAAUGUUGAUGGUGGAGACAGACCCACCAAUGUCGGCAUGCCCGUCAGCCAUUUCUCUGAGGAGGAAGUUAGUGAGCUGCUCCAAGAUCUCCUCCACUAUCGCACUCUGGCCAAGAGUCUGAUCGCCAAGAACGAGAUGCUUCACCACCGCAUCGAGGCGCUAGAGACCAGACGACCCGUGAUGUCAAGGUCACCCAUGCUCGGAGCUCUUAUGCACAAAUACCACGAGGAAAACUAAUAAUCUUUUCCUGAUUAUCCAGAAGUCAGUAGGCGUUUUUUUUCUUCGGUGCCACGAGCAGACACAAAGAAACGCCUGAAGCCACACUAAAACGCUUGUAGAAAUUGACUGAAAGUGUUGACUGAAAAUUGCUGUUGAGAAUAAAUAUUUAUGAAAGUUGAUUUAUU